Messenger RNA from Lethenteron reissneri (Far Eastern brook lamprey), 10674 nucleotides. Its product is annotated as collagen alpha-1(XI) chain-like. NCBI's taxonomy places the organism in Eukaryota, Metazoa, Chordata, Hyperoartia, Petromyzontiformes, Petromyzontidae. The record is from RefSeq and is a predicted model, not a curated record. Gene Ontology annotation, molecular function: extracellular matrix structural constituent.
CGCUCCCAAUCCUCCCUCCCCAGCACACAGUGGCAGUCAGUUAAUACGUCCUCCUUUUUUGCAUUGAACUGGAUUUGUAAUUUUUGUAUGGAACGCGUGUACUAUAUGCAUAUAUAAUUAUAGACUACAGUAUAUGUCAAUACUGUAAAGUAUAUUUUUUCAAGACUACAGUUCACAUAAAGACUUAAAUAUGAUGUCGUGACAAAUAAUACGUGUUUCUUUGUCCCGAGAGAAGACGAGGAGGGAGAAGAAGAGAGAGCAGCGCGCUGGGCCGAGAUGGGGGCUCGCGGAGAGAGGGCCCUCCUGGCUCUGCUGGUGAUGGUGUGCGUGGUCCCGUCGGCGCCUGUGCUGACAGCUGAAACCGUUAACAUCCUUGAAGUUCUUGGAAUGUCCUCCCUCCCGUCUGGAGUCACCAAGUCUGCGGGAGCUUGCGGUGGCUCGGCGGGCGACACACCAGCGUUCCACGUGAGCAGGGAGGCCCAACUGAGCGUGCCCACCUCACAACUAUACCCAGGUGGAAAGUUUCCGCGCGACUUCUCAAUUCUGACAACGCUGCGCACGCGUCCGAGCCUGCGGGCCUUCCUGCUGGCGAUGUACAGCUCCAGCUCGGUUCAGCAGCUGGGCCUGGAAGUGGGGCCCUCUCCUGCCCUCCUCUAUGAGGAUCAAUCUGGGAGGCCUCCUCCUGAAGAUCAGCCCACUUUCCAGGAAGGACCCCUUAUCAAUGAUGGAAAGUGGCACAGGGUGGCAUUCUCCGUGGAGGGGAAACGCGUGUCUCUCUACGUGGACUGCAAACUCGUGGGAACCCAGAGAUUGGGCCGUGGCUCUUCCCCCCGACUGGACACGCGUGGUAUCAUGGUGUUCGGAACACGCAUACUCGACGAUGAUGUUUACGAGGGAGACAUCCAACAGUUGCUGAUUGUGUCAGACCCAAUGGCCGCGAAGGACCAAUGCACGCACUUCUCUCCGCUGUGCCCCUCGACGCAACCCAAUUCCAAGCCACACUCGCUGCAGGCGCAGGAGCCAGAGUACUCUGCAGAGGAAUUCGCUUACGAAGACUAUGACUACAACCCCGAGACUGACACCCCUACAGACGCAGCAAGGCCAACGGCUCAAACCGACAGCGGCGACCAGAUAGAUCUAGACACCGAGGGCCAGUACGGCGAAGGGGGACUUGGUACUGAAGACGAGGUGGAUGCUUCAAACCAGGUGGAUGCAGCUUCGACAAGCAACACAAACACGGCAGGGAGGAUGGAUGGGGAGCCCGAGGCACCGUACUCAGUUGACGGAGAAGAUGAUCUUGAUGUUACCAGAGUCAUCGCCAAGCCAUCACACAACCAGUCACUUGAUAGCAAUGACAUCACACACUCAGACGACGCCAGGCCUGAAGAGGAGGACUCAUUUUCCGAGGAGUACACUGGCACCGAUUGGGAGAAAACGCUCGAAGGCGAUCGAGAUGCCGACUAUGGCACCACCAGGAAGAACGACAGGGCUGAUCAUGGCGACGAUGAUCUCGAUGGCACCGAUUAUGGGAAGCACAAGACGUCACCUCCAAACCAGGAUUAUGACUAUGACUAUGGCCUCGGCGAGGCCAUCCCCAGUGAAGGUCCGCAGGCCGCUAAAAACAGCUGGGAGGCAGCGGCGCGUGUAUCGGGAGAUUUCGGAGAGAAGGGACAGAAGGGAGAGCCGGCAGUCGUGGAGCCGGGGAUGCUCAUUGAAGGACCACCAGGGUUUGAUGGCCCCCCAGGAUAUCCAGGCCCUCCUGGACCUGUUGGGCCUGCAGGACCUUCAGGAGACAAUGGUGAUCGGGGCCCCUCAGGGCGUCCGGGCCUCCCUGGUGCUGACGGCCUGCCUGGGCCGCCUGGAACCAUGCUCAUGUUGCCGUUCCGAUUUGGAGGAGACCAGGAGAAGGGACCUGUCUCAUCGCCACAAGAGACUCAAGCCCAAGCCAUCUUGCAGCAGGCCAGACUCGCUAUGAGGGGCCCGCCGGGGCCUCUGGGAUUAACGGGACGGCCUGGUCCUGUGGGAUUACCUGGCAACUCUGGGAUGAAAGGAGACGGAGGAGAUAUGGGGCCUCAGGGUCCAAGGGGCAUUCAGGGACCAAUGGGUCCUCCAGGAAAGUCAGGAAAGCGGGGCCGGUCAGGUGCUGAUGGAGGUAGAGGAUUGCCAGGAGAACUUGGCUCCAAGGGGGACCGAGGGUUUGACGGAUUGCCGGGUCUGUCGGGUGAGAAAGGAAACCGAGGCGAUCCAGGACCCCAGGGACCUGCCGGAGCUGCUGGGGAGACCGGCGAGAGGGGGAAAGAUGGCGAGAUUGGUCCCCGAGGACUGGCAGGAGACCCGGGUGAGCGUGGGUUGCUGGGCCCUCGGGGACCUCCUGGGCUACCAGGAUCACCGGGUGCCAGGGGUUUAGAUGGACCAUCUGGACCUAAGGGCAACAUGGGCCCACAAGGAGAGUCCGGUCCUUCAGGCCAGCAAGGCAAUCCUGGCUCCCAGGGUUUACCUGGGCCUCAAGGGCCCAUAGGUCCACCUGGUGAAAAGGGUCCAGCAGGAAAGGUUGGCAUUCAGGGCCUUUCUGGAUCUGACGGACCCCCGGGACAUCCUGGGAAAGAAGGCCCACCAGGGGAGAAAGGGGCACAGGGACCUGCAGGUGCUCAGGGUCCUGUGGGCUACCCAGGACCACGUGGCGUCAAGGGAACAGAAGGGGUUCGUGGUCUUAAGGGGAAUAAAGGUGAAAAGGGUGAAGAUGGCUUCCCAGGAUUCAAAGGCGAUAUGGGAGUGAAGGGUGACCGGGGCGAGGGCGGCCCUGCAGGAGUAAGGGGAGAGGAUGGACCAGAGGGGCCCAAGGGGCGCGCAGGCCCUCCUGGUGACCAGGGUCCAGCUGGCGUGGCAGGAGAAAAGGGCAAGCUGGGAGUCCCAGGACUACCUGGGUAUCCAGGGCGUCAAGGACCCAAGGGCUCCACGGGUUUCCCAGGUUUUGCCGGAGCAAAUGGCGAGAAGGGUGCACGAGGCUCACAUGGAAAACCUGGACCCAGGGGACAAAGGGGACCCACUGGUCCACGUGGGGAGAGGGGACAAAGAGGACCCACAGGCAAGCCAGGAGCCAAGGGAUCGUCUGGAAAUGAUGGCCCACCCGGGCCUCUCGGAGAGCGGGGUCCUGAUGGAGCUCAAGGUCCUCUGGGGCCCCCUGGACCUAAAGGCCCCCCUGGUCCAGCUGGAAAAGAUGGAUUGCCCGGACACCCAGGCCAGCGUGGAGAAACGGGAUUUCAAGGCAAGACAGGACCCCCGGGCCCCGCGGGAGUCAUCGGGCCCCAGGGCUCCACUGGUGAAACGGGUCCCAAUGGAGAAAGAGGCCACCCAGGGCCACCAGGGCCCCCGGGGGAGCAGGGCCUGCCAGGCUCGGCUGGAAAAGAGGGCGCGAAGGGAGACCCUGGGUUGGUUGGCAUUGCUGGAAAGGCUGGGCCACCUGGCGUUCGAGGAUUUGCUGGAGAUCGGGGUAUCCCUGGAGCUUCUGGCCCUGCAGGCCUGAAGGGAAAUGAAGGCCCUCAGGGACCACCAGGACCUCUGGGCUCCCCGGGCGAGCGUGGCCCGGCAGGCGUGGCCGGACAGAUUGGCCUUCCAGGACGACCUGGCCCGCAGGGUCCUUCUGGGCCUGCUGGGGAAAAGGGAGCACCAGGUGAGAAGGGCGUCAUGGGGCCUGCUGGGAGAGAUGGCAUCCAAGGCCCUGUCGGGUUACCAGGCCCAGCGGGACCUGCUGGACCCCCGGGAGAGGAUGGAGACAAGGGUGAGAUUGGGGGACCGGGACAAAAAGGGAGCAAAGGAGACAAGGGGGAAUCGGGCCCUCCUGGACCUGCAGGUCCUCAGGGAGUGGUGGGACAGCCUGGCCCAGCGGGAGCGGAUGGAGAGGCUGGUCCAAGAGGACAGCAGGGCAUGUUUGGCCAGAAGGGCGAUGAGGGACAUCGAGGCUUCAAUGGGCUCCCAGGACCAACGGGCUUGCAGGGUCUCCCAGGGCCGCCGGGUGAAAAGGGUGAAUCUGGAGAUGUUGGACCAAUGGGCCCACCUGGUCCUCCGGGACCAAGGGGACCUCAAGGGCCCAGUGGCGCUGAUGGCCCCCCUGGACCGCUUGGUGGCCUGGGAACUCACGGAGCCACAGGAGAGAAGGGAGAAGCAGGGGAAGCUGGUAAUCCUGGAACCCCGGGAGAGCCUGGCGGAACGGGCGGCAAAGGCGAACGAGGGGAAAAGGGCGAAGCCGGGUCACCGGGCGUCGCUGGGCCUCCUGGCCUGAAGGGGCCUCCGGGAGAUGACGGGCCCAAGGGCAACCUGGGCCCGGUUGGAUUCCCAGGAGAUCCGGGACCCCCUGGGGAGCCUGGCGUGGCUGGUAUUGACGGAGGACCCGGAGAGAAAGGAGACAACGGAGACCCAGGCGCCGCAGGUCCACCAGGGCCAUCUGGAGAGGCUGGUCCCCCGGGGCCUCCUGGCAAGCGGGGGCUACCAGGAGCAGUUGGAUCCGAGGGAAAGCAAGGAGAGAAGGGCGCAAAGGGGGAGGGUGGUGCGGAAGGCCCUCCAGGCAAGACAGGACCUGUGGGGAAUCAAGGCCCACCAGGAAAGGCCGGGCCUGAAGGACUGCGGGGAAUACCAGGCCCAGCGGGAGAUCAAGGAUCCCCAGGUCCAUCUGGGCAGAAGGGACCUCCAGGUCCUAUGGGUCCACCGGGGCUGCCCGGACUAAAGGGGGAUCUUGGAAUUAAAGGAGAAAAGGGACACCCUGGGCUGAUCGGGUUGAUCGGACCUCCCGGAGAGCAGGGAGAGAAGGGAGACCGCGGCCUCCCCGGGACCCAAGGAUCACCCGGCAACAAGGGCGACACGGGUAUCAAAGGCCCCGGUGGCCCGCAGGGCCCUCCUGGGCCUCCUGGCCUCGCUGGACCCCAAGGCCCAAAAGGAAAUAAAGGAUCAACGGGCCCCGCCGGGACAAGAGGAGACAUGGGCCCCACAGGAUUGCCCGGACCCCCGGGUCCUCCAGGUGAGGUGGUCCACCCACUCCCCAUGCAGUCUGCAAAGAAGGCGCGGCGAGCUGUCCAGGAGCAAGACGAGGACCCCCAGAGCUACAUGGAUUACACCGACGGGAUGGAGGAGAUAUUCGGCUCUCUCAACUCUCUGAAGGUUGAAAUUGAACAGAUGAAGCAACCAUCCGGAACACAGGAAAACCCCGCACGAACGUGCCGAGACCUGCUCAUGUGCCACCCUGACAUGCCCAACGGAGAGUACUACAUUGACCCUAACCAAGGCUGCUCACGCGAUUCAUUCAAGGUGUUCUGUAAUUUCACGGCUGGAGGGGAGACAUGUAUUCAACCAGAUGUCAAGUCGGCAAGGGUAAAGAUGUCGACCUGGGCAAAGGAGAAACCAGGAGGCUGGUACAGCAACUUCAAGGGAGGAAAAGAGUUUUCGUACGUCGACGCAGAAGGCUCUCCCCUCGGUGUGGUUCAGCUGAAGUUCCUCCGGUUGCUCAGCGCCCAGGCUCGCCAGUCACUCACGUAUUUAUGCCAGAGCUCUCUGAGCAGCAUUCGUAUGCGUGGAGCUGAUGAGUCCGAGAUUCUGAAAUCGGGCGCCGCGACAGAAGCCACGGCGGCUGGAGAUGCUCACGGUGCGACUGGACCACCAGCCGCAGCAGACGUCGUGUUCGACAGUUGUACGGGAAGGGGUGCCGGUCGCGCAGAGCUUCUCAUCACGACUCCCAGAGUGAACCAGCUCCCAGUGAUGGAUGUCUCCGCGACAGAUUUUGGGAAAAGUGAUCAGCGAUUUGGAUUUGAACUUGGCCCGGUUUGCUUUAAGGGCUAACUAAAAAAAAGGUGACAAUACUGACACUACACACAUUAAACAUUUCUGUCACGUCACGCGCACACGCUAAGCAAUGAUAUCUCCACGGUCGUCAUUUACGCACGACGUGCACCAACAUGCUCACGUAACAUUGGUUUUGCAUCACGUGUGUACAUAACUGGAAGGUACCUUGCGGCAACCCACCUCAACCUAAUCAGAUCAAGACUUAGUCCAAUGAGCCAUGAUUUGGAACGAGAAGCGCGUGUUAUAAAGUACCCACGCACCACACCAGGAUGCAUACGCAAGAACGCAUGAACAUUGACACUCGCAUUCGAGAAAACACCUGGGCACGGUAAACAUGCUCAUGUCUGUGGUGCACACCGACGUUUUAGAAAAUAAACCACACAGACCACCUAUGUACAUUCACCUCCCCACCCAGGUGCAUACAUGCAAUCUUACAUUCAUAGCCCGUACCGAUGAAUAUGUGUAGUUUAAAUGUGCACAAAUGUAUAUAAGCGUAUGUAAGUGUGGUUUAUCAGACAAUAUAGAUGGAAACUCAAAACAGACAUGUGCUUGCAUACACGACCCAGUGAAUCCCAGAGGGUAUAAGCUACGGACAGCCCGUCAUCUCAAUCGUACGCCGUUGCUUCAGCGACUUCCCCGAUUGGCGCAUUGUGCACGUAGUGGCCAUGCGGAGGCAGUGUCGGAGAUGUCACGGCACCAACGCUGCAGUCUCCUACAACACAGUGAACGUUCAUAAUCCACAACACCCACGCAGUAGGCAAUCGCGACACACUGAGAGCCUCCUCUGAGAUUAUUUAUUUUGACUUGCUGCACGUGAUUUGCAAUUGUGGUAGAUGGCAAGAAAGAUGCUGCCUUGGGACACUGCCACGCUCGGGAUGCACGCCACACUACCCUUAACUUCCAGACAUUGUUUUCUGAAUCGCAUUUUAUUUGCAAUAGCAUUCAGAACCUAUAAUAAGUUAAAGGCUUCCAUACAUUUCCACGAUUAAACAUUAGCUCUCCCACUGCAUUUUGCGCAAGGUUCAUAUUGAUGCAUUCUAGCUUGUGCUGAAUCAAGUUCGUUCUCCUUCAAUGAUAGUAAAUGUAAAUUAAAACUUUGUAAAACAUAGCACUAGCUUUGAAACAGCACCUUGAUUCAUAAGUAUGUUGGUGCCACGCACAGUGUGAACAAAGGGACAUAAACAUGUGAGUUCCGGUCAAUAUUUUGCAUUGAGCCUGGGUUAAAAUGAAUGUUUUAAAUGUUUUAUGCCCCAACAUUUGUUAUGGAGUGGCUGUUUUGAUUAAGAAAAGAAACGCCUCAACAAUAAGUGAACCUUAUAAGUAGCAAGUUCAAAACUCGUUUAGCUGGUGGUCACAUCUGAAGUGUCCGAUAAAUGUUAUGGUUUGGCAUGCAUAGCACGACAAUCGAAUCGUGUUUAAGCACAGCUCUAACAGUCUCUUAAUCUCGUUCAUUACAUUUUAUGACGAUAUUUUACAACUCGACUCGUUCGUUAAAAUGUGAUAUGGCUCUAUGUGUAAUGUAUUGGUAACAAAUUCAUCUUUCACUGCUGAAUCACUUUUACGAAAGCCUUAUUGACUAAGAGACUGUCUUUGGCAGUAAAGUGCUCGUGAUGGUUAUUACUCAACUCUUGUACGGCCAUUUUUGUGCCAGCAUUACGCAUCACUCAAGACUAUCAUUACGAGUGCAUGAGGGAUAACACUUGACUGGAAUACAUCACUCCAAUCUGUGUAGAAUCCCAUCUUUAGCCCUGUUGCUUUUGGAAACAAAAUUGCCCUAUCUAAUAUCAUUCACCUACAGAGUCAAUCUUAACACGAAGUUAUGGUCACUGAAACUGCGCAACAGCUUAAGUGAAUUGCGAGCGAUCCCAAUGUAAUUCUGAAGGCCUGUCAGUGAUCCUUCUAAGUAGGCAUGGGUUUACAUGUUAACUGGUACACUCUAAAUGGACAGGCAAACAAAUAAUGAUCACCUCCAUUGACACUGUCUUAUGAACCGAGACAUAUAUACACUUUGGGCAAUGACUCCACAUUCCGAGCAAGAAAAGAAAAUGCAAGGUCAUGUUCAAGUUUGUUUUUGUUUAACCAGGUCAGAAGUCAAGAGUCCAGGAUAGAAGAGCCUUAUUUUCAAGAGUGACCUGGGUCACCAAUGACAAGAGCAAUACCAUUCAAGCAAAGUACAUCGUUAAGCCAAUACUGUAAAGUCAGAGCAAAAACAAUUGCAUGUAAAAUCAGACAAAAAACAACUACAUGUGAAAUAGGAGAAAAAACAACCGAUGAUUGAAAUGGUUAAAUAGUUUAGCUCCUAUUACCUGAACAGUGUCUCAAUCGAACCAGCCACUCGGACUCAAGUGAAUCCAGAGUGGAAUACAUCCAUGACUUGCCUGCACACUGAAUGAGACUCACUGGCAUUCACGAGAACCCAUCUCAGUAGAAUUUAACGAGCAUCUGUUAAAUAAAAUUGCAGUCGGAUUUUUCUGUUAACUUUCAGUUACGUUUGUCUCCCGACAUUUAAACGUUGGCUACUGUUUGCUUUGAAAUUGGAAGGGCAUUUGUAUUGCAGCUCCAUUCAAAUCAUGGCAGUUUUUAUUGCAUCCUUGUUCACAACAAGGUACAAACUGACAUCGGAAUGUGCAUUGUUUGUGUAUAAGGGGCAACAUCAAACGCCGUAGUCUCCCCGUGCUCAAGUACGCAUUGAGCAGUGCUCAUUUCAUUUGGCGAUUUCUGAGCCAAAACGAUGGGAAUUCUAUAGUCCUCUGGCGAGGAGCUGUCUCUGUACUAAGCGGUGGUGCCGACCUAGUGGUGCUCGUUUAAUCAACGCACUGGGGAUGUGAGUCAGUUCAAAUCGCAGUCUUAAUAUUGGGAACAAUGAACGCUGACCCAACCGAGUGUGACUCUUUUAACACCUUUUCAUGAGGCAAUGCUGUGACGGUGAUACUGUUCCUCGCCUGUACAUACGCUCACUGUGAGAUUGUACAUGCACACGUGUGUCGUAUGAUUAAACAUAUUAAUUUCUUCACUCGCUGUGGAAACGAAAUGGCUACAUCGCGAUGGGAUGGAUUUUCUGUGAAAAAGUCACUUUUUCUCCAUGUGGGGCCAGCACAGGGAAAUAAUUAAAUAUGUUGUAUUCUCAUCAACAUAAAGUUAUAUGUUUUGAAAUGUGAUAUGCGUGGUUGCCAAGGCAAUACAAUUGAACAAAUAUAUUAUUUCCUCCAGAAAAGGUCCAAGACCCCUCUGACUACUGUGGAUAUCAUGUUAUCAUUCCUCACGGUUAUUAAGAGCGACAUCUCUCCACACAUGACAAUGAAAAACUACAGGCCUGAACAGAAAUCCCGUGACAACUGUGGUGGAUUGGAAGACUCUUGGAUUUUUAAAAGUGUUUUUAACGGUCAUAGUUUCAUGCACACACACAUACACACGCACGCACACACUCUCGUUAUAUAUAUUUAAGUGUAAUAUUCAAGGGCGAGUGAAUUAUGAGCGAUAGAUCAUUAAGCAUGUCAAUCGGCUAUGACGCUACUUUUGUCUUAAGUGAAAACAAAUUAAAAGAAAAUUGUGCACAAGCUCGAAGAGACAUCGGCCCCUUGUCAAGAGAUAUUUACUUGAUGGCGUGGCGGAGAUAAUGGCUACAAGGACAUUAGUGACGGCUCUAACAUGGCAAUGUUAUGUGCAGUUCCGUGACAUGUCCUCGCACGCAUCACUAGUAUGUUACAGGCAUGUUUUUGCAAUUUAAAUUCUUUUUAAAAGAGCUGUGUAUACUUUGUAUAUUUUUACUUUGGCGCUUUGUAAUGUCUGACAAUGCAUCGCUGUUAUUACAGAUCAUUACUGGAUUUGUAUACCGUAGAAUACGUCCCAUUGUCUCCUCAUGAAUCGACGAUUCUAUUUCCCAUUUUAGCCAGGAGAAAUGUACCAUGUUUUGUCACUUCAAAUGAAACGGCCCGCAGUGUGUGUCUGCCAAGCUGCCCGUCCAGACAAGUCACGUGGUGAACCGCGCGCGUGAGUGCGCUGCUCGGCUCCGCACCGGCCGCGUGGUCGAGUUGGUGGUGCUCGUUUCAGUUUGGCGAUUGGCUGUGAACACACACUUUACAAAAGACCCGGUUCAUGGGGGCAGGAGUCAAUAUGUUGCAUUAUGCUUGUAAACAAGUAAAUGUAGAAACACCCAUUCAACAACUAGUAUUGAUAUAGUAAUGGAUAUGCAAUGUGCUAAUGCAUGUUUGAUAUUGGUGCUCUGCUUUGAAUUGAAGAUCAUGGUUCACUAAAGAAUAAAUGUUUUUAAAACACACUCUAGCACACAAAACUUGAAUAUACAUAUUUGAAAUUAUGUAUACAUCUAUAGUCGUACAUUUUUUUGUUUACCUCAAUAUUUACACGGUUUAUGACAAAUUAACUGAAAUGAAAAUAAGUUUUAAGGUUGGCUGGCGUGACACAUUUAAUAAGAACAAAUUGUCAUAAUGCAAGGCAGGGUUUUUAUUACAUCUUAAUCUGAUCUGCACUUGUUCUCGGCGUAUUUCACAAUUUACGCUUAUGCACGAGGAACUUGGGUGCCAAUGAUCUGGAAGAGGUAAUAAUUGCUCCUCAGCCGACCGUGUUCAGGGGGACAGAAUGAAGCGUAGGUGCUAUAAAAGUAUACACUGCUCUUAAAAAAAAUGAAAAGGCAGGAUUCCUGCCGUUGAGAAAAUAUGCAAAAACGGCACACGUUUCACGGCGUGGGAGAAAGUGAAUCUAUUAUUAUUGUUGUUUAUACAAUGAAAUUACAAAGUGUUGAAUUUAACCAUUGCCUGUACUAAUGUAUGUUUGUUUUUAUGUUAAUGUUUUGAAAAUGUUUAUUGGAAAAUAAAGUUUUUCUGGUUA